Neurospora hispaniola is the source of this 3390-nucleotide messenger RNA. RefSeq names its product P-loop containing nucleoside triphosphate hydrolase protein. The transcript has 4 exons. The record is from RefSeq and is a predicted model, not a curated record. Gene Ontology annotation, molecular function: microtubule binding; GTPase activity; GTP binding. The coding region runs from base 202 to 3153 and encodes 983 amino acids. Lineage: Eukaryota; Fungi; Ascomycota; Sordariomycetes; Sordariales; Sordariaceae. Gene Ontology annotation, cellular component: microtubule; cytoplasm; membrane.
CUCCCCCAUCCAGUCCAGAGCUUCACGCGUCCCCGUCGAAAUACCCUCAGACCCGUACUGUAAUUAUCACUCCCUUGUUGUCACCAAGAGAUAAUCACCAAGAGCUGGUCUAGUCGAUGGUGUAAUCGGCCUCAGCUGGAUCUGAGGUUUUCAUGAUUCCUUGCUGAAUCGCAUUUCCACAGGGUGAGUCUAGUGUUUAUCAUGACUCAAACAAACAUGCGCCGCGCAAAUCAACAUGCCCGCAUCAAGCGGGAACCUGGUUCCCAGCAGCCCAUGGCGAACUCGGGCCUCGCCAGGAUUGACGAGGACGAUAACUCGACGGUGGCACACUCGGAAGUUGAGAGACGCAUGCAGCGGUCAGAUGCCCCUAGCGUGGACACCAGACUUGCGCCUGGCGCGUCGGUCAUUGGCGACAUGGACGUCGACGGUGAAGACGAGGAUGAUGAAUGCAUGCUGAUGGAAGUAAAGACCAAGACCGAAGUCGUGGAACAGGACCUUCCUACACCAAGGAGCUUCGUCAACAUGGAUCGGUCGUUUAUCGGCCCCGGCCAGGCACUCAAGGAUUUUGGCCAAGAGCUCAAGGAUAUCAACGAUGCCUUGGGCGAACUCCAAGCAAGGGGCAUUCAACAUGUCGUCAGCCUCCCAGAGCUUGUUCUCGUAGGCGAUCAAUCCUCGGGAAAGUCGAGUUUGAUGUCAGCCAUUGCUGGCCUCAGUCUUCCAAGGAGCAGUGGAACCUGCACAAGAUGCCCAAUCCAUAUCCGCAUUUCACGAGCCGACGAAUGGUCAUGCCGUGUGUUCCUCAAGGAGGACUAUGCCUUUGUCCCGCGCAACCAUCCUAUCACUCUCCAGGAUGUCACCGAUCGAGACAGGUUCCCGCCCUGGGUAAAGUUAGACCCAAGUCGACAGACUCGCAAGGAGUUCAAGACGAUUCGCGACCGCUUCGAUGCCGAGGAAAUCGAGACCCUCCUCCGCUGUGCUCAGGUUGCCAUCCUAAAUCCUAGCACACCUUACCGCUUUUUCGUUCCCCGUCUCAAGAAUGAGAGUGGACAAUCUGACGCCGCUCGCCGCGAGCAUCUGGAUCGGAUCAAGGAGAAGGAGGCCCACGGCGAAGCCCAAUUUUCACCCAACACGGUCGCCCUCGAGGUCAAGGGUCCUGACCUUGCUGACUUGAACUUCUAUGAUCUUCCGGGUGUCUUUAUCACUGCCAAGCGCCCCGAGGAUAGAUUCUUGGAGCGGGUUGUUCGCAACCUCACGUGCGAAUACAUUUCCCGCCAGAAUGCCAUUAUCCUUUGGGCAGUGCCUAUGAACCAGGAUGCCGAGAACAGCUUCGCCUUCAAGCUGAUUCAAGAAAUGAACGCAGAGGAUCGCUGCGUUGGCGUCAUGACCAAGGCGGACCUUUUGCCUAGGGAGACCAACGGCUUUUCCUCUUGGCUCUCGAUGCUGAACGAACAGGCCCAUCGCACAGGUUUGGGCUACUUCAUCACAUCUCGCCAAGGUAGUGACUUGGACGAGCAGAACAAAUUUGAAGAGGCCUUCUUCAACAGGACUGCGGACUCAGCGACUAUGGGCCAAUGGCCAGAGAUUUUCGAGAAAUACCGUGAUAGGUGUGGUAUUGAAAAGUUGAAAGAGUUCUUGUCCAUCACUCUUGGACGGGAAUUCUCCAAGGUUCUCCCCGAGGUCAAGCAAAAGGUGUACAACCGCCUGCUCAGGAUUGAGGAGCAGCUCGAAAAGUACCCCAAUCCCCCGCCGAAUCCUGAGAUGGAAAUCAUGCGCAGCUUGGCGGAAUUCGCGACCAACGUCAAGACCCGUGUGCUUCAGCAAGAGUUCAUGAGCCAGUGGGACUGUCUCUUUGCCGAGCCGUUCAAGAAGAGAAUCCUCGGCUGCAAACCGAAAUUCAAUGUCAAAGAGCCGGACGUGAUUACUAUCGACGAUAACAGCCCGAUGGCCACUCCGGCUCCUCUGGGACAGACUCCCAGAAAGAGGUCCAUGGCACAGGAUAUCGCUAUGACGCCUUCUAAGCGCCGUGGCCAAAUCAAGGUCGAGGAUGGCGACCGCAUGAUCAUGUCUCCGUCGACAUCUGCCACCAUGCGGGGUACUCCAGGUCCCGGAUCCUUUCCCUUCUCUCCCGGACCUGGCGGCGGACCACCUCCUCGCUCCAAGAACCUGAUGGAGCUUCGCACGAUCAUUAGACGGAGCGCCAUACCCGGCCAGCCCGGGCUUGUGUCGGCCUCCGUCUACGAGCCGCUUUACACCGAGGCAGCCAGAACCUGGGGUCCUCACCUCGAGAAUUUUGUGAACCAGACCAUUCAGUUUCUACAUAACGAGGUCAUGAAAAUUCUCGAUAACGCUUUCUCCAACCUUAAGAACCGGGCCGUUUACCGCGAGUCAGUCGAGCACAUGAAAUACUUUAUGGAGAAACAUAAGGAGGAGGUUCGGAACCAAUUGAACCUCAUUUAUAAUCUCGAGACGCAGCGCAUCUUCACGAAAGAUGAAGAUGCGCUUCAACGCAACAAAGCCGCAGAAAAGCGCAUCCUAGAGCGCCACCGCCACUUCCUCCGCAUGGCAGUCCGAACCGGCGAAUCCCCAGCCAUUCGUAAGAUGGAGGAGCUGACGGAGGAGGAGCUGGUUCAGGAGCAAGCCAAGAUGGCCAAGGAGCUCAAAGUCAUUGGGCCCGACCCCUACGAUCAAGAGAUUACGGUCGCCGCCUAUGUGCGCGGCUACUACCUGACGGCAGCCAGCCGUUUCAUUGAUAUUGUCGCCAUUCACAUCAUGUCGGGCCUUUUACCUAGAGUCGCGUCCGUGAUUGAUAUCUACCUGCACGAGAAACUCGGUCUGUACAGCCGCACUUCUGGAUCGGGGCCGGAGAUCUUUAUGAGACUGAUGAGCGAGGGCCCCGAGACGGAGCGCAAGCGCGGAGAGCUGAGGGUCGAGAAGGAAAGGCUGGAUCAGGCGAUGGAGAUUAUCGUCAAUUUGGAGAAUAAGGAGCAGAUGGCUACGGCUACGGCGGCCAAUUCACAGGCGACGCAGAUGAUGAGCCAGGGUGGUCAUGCUGGUCAGAGGCCCGAGUUGAGCAUUAGGACGAAUGCGAAUGGAGGGGUGGCGACGCCGGUGAGUGAGAGGGCGCCGACGCCUAUCGGGACCUAUGAGGCUUGAGAGGGAAGUCCAGAAAGUAUGUGGGCAAAAUGUGCAAAGGAUGGAUCGAUGGAAAAAUAACGGUGUUUGUAACAGAUGGGAAGGAUUUGGUGUUUAUCUUGUUGUUGUCGGAGUUGAGGUGGGAUAUACCUUGCUAUACCUGUUGCUUUGUAUGAGUUUGCUUUGUGGUCUGAAGACCGGUGUGUUAUAAAUGGUCCAUGUUUAUAGACAUGAGAAAGAGAGGAAUGUGUAUCCAGA